UUAAAUAACACAUGGAUAGGCUAUAUUCACUCAAGUGCCUUGCAAAAGUAUUCAAACCUCUGACCAGUUCUCUCAUAUUACUAAAUCACAGAUAUAUUUCAAAACACUGUCAAGGAAAUUAUUUACUUCCACUGGCCUCCACCUGUGAACCAAUGGAGUAGCAGUUGUGAUUUGGCGAUUAUAAUGAAGGGCUAAUAUACCGACAACACACUGAAAAACUAAAACUUUCUCUCACUGUCUAUCUCACCAGCUGCAAUUGGAUAUAAUGUUGCUAGUUAUAUCAAUAAAAAUCAGCUAUUGGUUGUUUUCAGGCAUUGUUUGUAAACACAGAAAAAGUUGAAUACAAAGGCAUAGAUUAGGAAAAGUGUACAUAGUAAUAUCUAAGUUUUUGGAUUUUUCAGUGAGCACCUAUUCAACUGAUCAAUAAUCAGGAAGUGGAAGCUGCAUCACAUCCAAUCACUGCCAAGAAAAGGCUGUCCAUCAAAACUCAGUUGCCAAACAAGAGACUUGUGAGAGAAGCCAUAGAGGCCAACAAUCACUUUGAAGAAGUGUUCUCAGCCCUAGACGAAAAAGUUAUUUGUCAAUCCUAUGACCGCCCCCCCCCCCAUUCCAAUUUAACCAUUGGUAAUUGAUAACAAUAUCUAAUGCGUUGACCGAAAUCUUACCUAUGUCAAACGUUUGUAUUAUUAUCAUGUCAUCGUUUGUAUUUGUUUCUUACUUGUAAUACCAACAGCAGUGGGCAACAAAUUCAUCCAGAGCUGGCAAAUCCCACUUUUUGCUAGCACACAAUUAAAGUUACUACACAUACGAUUUCUCCUCCAUGGAGAAGAUUGGUGAAUUCGAAAAGCUGAAUGCAUGGCCACCAGAUUAACAACAACCCCUUCUGCAAUUCCAUGUACUGUGACUAUGAUUUGCAUUUUGGUUUGGCAAAUAACCAGUGUCUGAGGUCACAACUUUAGAUUUUUGGAGUUGGUACAUAUUGAAGGGUUUAUCCCUGGAGUCCUGUUUGAUCUUGUGGCUUGGAUCUGAUGAUUUUGGGAAGGCCAUUCCAGGAGUGUGUAGCACAUUUCAUGGCCGUAUUCCCCUGACCUGGUAGAAAUGGAUAGAAAGAUUAAUAUCUAUUAUACGUAAUACGUUUUCAACAGAAGGUCAUUGUGACAACGGCAAGAAGGUUAUUGUAGAUAUCUCUAAAGAGCCCCCAGAACCUGUGAGUAGACACGUCACUAAACGUAGUACACAUUUACAGUAAAUUUGGAUUAUAAUUACAGGAAUUUGUAUGGUGACAUUAAUCAGGUCUUUGGGAAUUUGUUUCGGUCUCUAGUCUACACUCCAGCACAGUUGGUGGCGGCAAUGCUUCUUUGAACUUACAAAAACACUCCAUAGAGCAAGAAAAAGAAGGAAAAAACGACGGGCGGCGGGACCUCGUGACGUAGCGUUUACAGGCCACUCGCGCUGUUUACUGUUGCUGAGAACUUUGUAAAAAGAAUUGUCGAACAUCAACAACAAAAUGUACCUAGGACUAAUUUCGGCAAUUAUGAUGAAACAAGUACUGUGACACCGUGUGAAUGGAGUCGGCGCGAGGCUCCGGGGGACUCUCCCGCGAGUACAAGCUGGUGAUGCUGGGAGAGGGAGGAGUGGGGAAGAGCGCGAUUAUAAUGCAGUUCAUCAGCCACAGGUUUCCUGAAGACCAUGACCCAACCAUAGAGGAUGCAUACAAGACACAGAUCCGGAUUGACAAUGAACCGGCCAACCUUGACAUCCUGGACACAGCAGGACAGGCGGAGUUCACUGCCAUGCGGGACCAAUACAUGCGAGCGGGUGAGGGCUUCAUCAUCUCCUACUCUAUCACAGAUAGGCGGAGCUUACAAGAGGCCCGUCAGUUCAAACAGCUCAUUGACCGUGUGCGUCGUACGGCCGACACACCUGUGGUGCUGGUUGGCAACAAGUCUGACCUGCACCAUCUUCGACAGGUGUCAGUAGAGGAGGGGAAAGAGUUGGCCCGGGAGUUCCACUGCCCUUUCUUUGAGACCUCCGCAGCAUUCCGCCUCAACAUCGAUGAGGUAUUCGCCGCCCUGGUCCGUCAGAUUCGCCAACGCGAGGCAGAGUCAGUCCGUGGCAGCGAGAGGAAGACCAGGAGGAGCCACUCGUUCUGGAGCCGCAUGCGCUUUACUUUCCACAGGAAACAGCAUUCAGAGCACUGAGGGGCACCGUGGGAACCCAUUCUUCCAGUGGUACCCUUUCUGCCCCAAUUCCUAGAUCCAACUCCCAUGAGGAGACCAGUGACUCUUAUCUGAGUUAGAUUAGGAGUGUUUGCAAUGGGCAACUAAACUAACAAUCAUCACUGAACAGAUUAGCCGUCUAUGCACAUUAGCGGAGGCAGGAACCGUGCUGAUGUACCAAGUAUGGCAGGGAAUAUUGUGAAGGUCCCACGGUAGGUUAAGUGGCACAAGAAGUGAGGGAACUUGAAGUUUAAUUUUAAGGCAGUUGGUCAGAAAGUGUUACAUGAGAUGGGGUAUGAGAUGCGAGUUCAGAAAUCUUUUUUUUUUUUUUUUUUUUUUACAGCCCUAAUAGUGAUUAUGUAAUUUUAAAGAAAAUGAUUACCUUUUAGUUUGGCAUAAACAGUCAACAUGGGGUUUUCAGUGACUGUCAAAGAAAUUGCAAAGUAAACACUCUGCACAUUUCUAUUCACUCCAGAAUUAUUCCAACAUCCAAACACGACUCUGCACUUGUGCCAUUGGAUAAAUGAAAAGAAGCAUCUGUUGCAAAACAGCAAAAUUGUGCUUAGUUAAAUUUGCUUAUUGCCGAUUGGUCUGCACACUUGCAACCUCAAUAAAUGGCUGACAAAUAUUUCUUAAAAAAAAUAAUCAGGACACCUGGAAGAGUGCUGCAGUACAGAAUGUACAUGAUUAAAAACAGUCUCCAGAUGAGACCAUUUACUAGACUAGGCUAGUUUUCGUUCCCAGACUCCCAACCAAAAUACGAAUUAUCCCCUGGCUUGGAUGCCAAGUACAAGGCAAAUAGAAAUACAUUCUUACAAUAAUGACCGAACUGUGUUGUUUAAUUUGGAAGUGUUUAUUUUAAUAUUUUACACCGGUGGAAAAUAUAUUUAACACUGCAUUUUAAACUUAUAGGGGGAAAAAAAUAGUUUCUGAAUUAAGUGCAGCUCAUGCCUACAUCAGAGGCACCAAAGCCCCCUGUAAUUUGCGUUCUGAAUGAUUUUGAAGAUUAAGUAAAGGUCCCAGAGAAUGUGGAAUACCUUGCCAGCUAAGGAAAAAGAAAGUAAUUUAUGGAAAGAAUGAAAAGGUUUUAGUAUAGAUGAUAAUGUAGGAAAAAAAUACAUUCUAAGACCAUUUACUGUGUCUAAGUGUUCAUUUUGUAUUUCAAAUGGAAAAAAUAAUUGGUUGUGGUUUAAUGUUUGUAACCUGACAUGCCUAUUCCUGGAGUUGGCACCUUGUUACAGCGGCAGUGGGUGUGGGCUUAUUUUGACCUUUUGGGAAGUUAGCGAGUGGUGCUAAUGGUGAAAAAACAUUACUGUGCAUUACAUAAAUGUGGUCCACUGAUCUAUACUGGACCGAAUCAGGCUGAAAGUUGGCAUGGGCAAUAUGUUGAUUCCAUCCAAAUUACACAACGAUCACUGGAUUUAUUUUUAUUUUUAGAAUGGAAUUCAAUGGCUGUAGCUGCCACUUUUAUGUUGAUCUACCUACAGCAGGGUCUGAUUGUCAAGACAAUGCGAAGUCCAUGUACCUCUCCUGACUGAUACACUCCUUUAGUUACCCCUGAACUGUAGUACGUCGGUUGUGCACUUAUUAUUUCAGCACUCCGUGGAUCUGGUAGUGCCACAUAGGAAAUAGGUCUAUUAUAUGUGUUGUUGUUUUGUUUUAUUUCCUGUGAUCAUGAUAAUUGUUUCAUUAAUUUAUUUUCUAUUAACAUGCUCAAAUUAAAUGCAGUGCCAUUUUCAAACUCA
Messenger RNA from Esox lucius (northern pike), 3964 nucleotides. It is a transcript of the gene rit1, whose product is annotated as Ras-like without CAAX 1. Bases 1566 to 2201 code for a protein of 211 amino acids. The record is from RefSeq and is a predicted model, not a curated record. The transcript has 6 exons. Gene Ontology annotation, molecular function: GTPase activity; GDP binding; GTP binding. Gene Ontology annotation, biological process: Ras protein signal transduction. NCBI's taxonomy places the organism in Eukaryota, Metazoa, Chordata, Actinopteri, Esociformes, Esocidae. Gene Ontology annotation, cellular component: plasma membrane.